Molecule: messenger RNA, 2262 nt
Organism: Vigna radiata var. radiata (mung bean)
Lineage: Eukaryota; Viridiplantae; Streptophyta; Magnoliopsida; Fabales; Fabaceae
Product: protein DETOXIFICATION 41
Exons: 7
Coding region: 178-1710 (510 amino acids)
Biological process (GO): xenobiotic detoxification by transmembrane export across the plasma membrane
Cellular component (GO): vacuolar membrane
Molecular function (GO): xenobiotic transmembrane transporter activity; antiporter activity
Source: RefSeq, a predicted model, not a curated record
AGGGUUAGUUUGAUCCACUUGUUUGCAAGUUAGGUAAGUGUCAAGAAGAAGAAUGGUUGGUAGUUACAAAAUCUUUAGGCAAACUAACUUGUCACAUGUCCCAUUCCCACUGUUCCACUAUACACUACUUGCAAUUCAUCCUUCCAUUCUUUUGGAGGUAGUGCAGACAACACAAGCAUGAACUCAGAGUCAGGUUACCAACCACUUCUAGUUGGUCUUCAUUCACACUCCCAGAUUCCAGAUUUGUCAUCAGACACCAUUGAAGAGUUCUUGAAACAAAGGUCCAUUGAGUUGAGAUGGUGGCCACAACUUGUUGCUUGGGAGUCAAGGCUCAUAUGGCUAUUGUCAUGGGCCUCCAUUCUUGUCUCCAUAUUCAACUACAUGUUAAGCUUUGUCACCUUGAUGUUCACUGGGCACUUGGGGUCUCUUGAGCUUGCUGGGGCAUCCAUGGCCAUUGUUGGAAUUCAGGGUCUUGCUUAUGGGAUUAUGUUGGGGAUGGCAAGUGCAGUGCAAACAGUGUGUGGAGAAGCAUACGGGGCAAGAAAAUACUCAGCAAUGGGCAUCAUAUUGCAAAGAGCAAUCAUCUUACACUUGGGGGCUGCAGUGAUUCUCACAUUUCUGUAUUGGUUUUCAGGGUCAUUUCUGAAAGCCAUAGGUCAGUCAGAGAGCAUAGCAGAGAAAGGUCAAGUUUUUUCACGCGGAAUCAUUCUUCAACUCUAUGCAUUUGCAGUAUCCUGCCCUAUGCAGAGGUUCCUCCAAGCACAGAACAUUGUGAAUCCUCUUGCAUUCAUGUCACUUGUGGUGUUCCUUCUGCAUGUGCUUCUCACUUGGUUGGUUCUCUUUGUAUUCGACUAUGGACUUGUUGGAGCUGCUCUUACUCUCAGCUUCUCAUGGUGGUUUCUUGUCUUGUUGAAUGCUUUAUACAUCAUUCUUAGCCCAAGAUGUAACCAAACUUGGGGUGGCCUCACUGUCAAAGCUUUCAAAGGAAUUUGGCCUUAUUUCAAACUGACAGCUGCUUAUGCUUGGAUGCUGUGUUUGGAGACAUGGUAUAAUCAAGGACUGAUACUUUUAUCUGGGUUAAUUUCCCAUCCCACAGUCUCAGUGGACACUAUUUCUAUUUGUAUGAAUUACUUAAACUGGGACCUCCAAUUUAUGUUGGGUCUAAGUUCUGCAACCAGUGUCAGAAUCAGCAAUGAAUUAGAGGCAGCUCAUCCAAGAGUAGCAAGAUUUUCUGUCAUCGUAGUGAAUGGAAUCAGCAUUGUCAUCAGUGUAGUUUUCUCUGCAAUUAUUUUGACAUGCCAGGAGCCUUUGAGCAAGCUUUUUACUUCUGACUCUGAAGUCAUUGAGGAAGUUUCUAGUUUGACUCCACUGCUUGCUAUCUCAGUUUUCUUAAAUUUCAUUCAACCCAUACUGUCAGGAGUUGCAAUUGGAUGUGGAUGGCAGGCUGUUGUGGCAUAUGUAAAUUUGGCUUCUUUCUAUGUCAUUGGGCUCACAGUUGGGUGUGUUCUUGGCUUUCAAACUACUCUGGGAGUAGCUGGUAUCUGGUGGGGGAUGAUCUUCGGAGUUUUAGUACAAACAGCAACUCUAACAAUUCUGACUGCUAGAACAAAUUGGGAUGUAGAGGUAACGGAAAUUAAAAGAAUACUUACUGUUACAGAAACUGCUUGUUACAUGCAGAGUAAAACAAUUUACUCCACAAUUGUAGGUUGAAAAAACUCUUGCUCGCAUCAAACGAUCAGCAGAAGAUGAGACCCUAGAUCUCUUGAUUACGAACAUUUGACAUUUUCUUUUUUUCAUUUUCUUUCAGGCUUAAUUAAAAUAAAGUUGUUUAGCUAUAUUUAGUAUCAGCUCACGUAAUUUUGGUGGUCAAAGAACUGAAACAACUUUCACUCACGAUUAAUUAUUGAUGAAAAUUCCAAAAAUGUCACAACGUGUGCAUAUAAAAAGAGGGCAAUUUAAAAAUUCAAAAUUCACGAGAUUGAAAGUUGGCAGUAUUAAUUAUUCCUUUAAGCCCAAGUGAAAAGUUGUAUAACUCAAUAAUCCUUAACCAUAGGAAUUAAAAUAAUUAAUAAAGAAAGGAAUGAUCAGAAAACUGCUUCCUGCAUGUGAAAUUUGUGACAACUUCUUAUUCUAUGAUUAUCCUGUCUGUUUCCGAGCCAACAUUUUACACAGCUGGGAAAUGUCAGAGUUUCGUAAGUUCCACAUUGAGGAAUAUAUUUAUUUAAACUAUAAAUUAUUACAUUAAACAACAAUGACGUGUUG